AUGCUAAUACUACUACUAACACUCAUCAUUUCAUUUGACCUACACCUUAAUACAGCCGCUACUGUUGCUAAAGAGGGAACAUUUACCUUCGAAGUGGCCAUAAACUAUCAAGGCGAACAUAUUUGUAGUGGUGCCAUCAUUUCGGAAUAUUUAAUUGUAACAACAGCGCACUCUAUCAAACAUAAACUCGCUCGCGAUUUAACAGUAACUACAGCUGAUCUCACACAUGAGGUAAAUCGCACUGAAAUACAUCCUUUUUUUGCAACAGCAACCAGAGAUUAUGAUGUAGCUCUCAUAACUCUUAUAAAACCUAUGCCUUUGGAUACUGUCAUCACUGUAAGCAAUAUUGAAGUAAUACCCAACAACUAUAUAAUAAAUGGUGCCAAAGAGGGUACCUUAGUUUAUUGGGAAACUUAUCCGUUGCAGAGAUUAAUGUAUAGCCAUGCCGAACUGUGGGCACAGGAUUCUUGUACCAGAAUUAUAAGUAAUGAUUUUGCCAAAAAUAUUGAUUUACUCAAAUAUAAUGAGGCAAAAUUUUGUGCUGCCAUAGAAAUGGGAUCGUGUGAAGGAGAUGAUGGCGGCUCUUUGAUUGUGGACGAUCAAUUGUUGGGUAUAGUGUCGUCAUCGGUUUCGUGUGAUAUGAACUUUAAGUUGUUGGUUUUUACUAAUUUAGCAUAUGUCAGAGAGUGGGUGGUUGAUGGUUAUUAA
Molecule: messenger RNA, 708 nt
Organism: Calliphora vicina (urban bluebottle blowfly)
Lineage: Eukaryota; Metazoa; Arthropoda; Insecta; Diptera; Calliphoridae
Product: hypodermin-A-like
Exons: 1
Coding region: 1-708 (235 amino acids)
Biological process (GO): proteolysis
Molecular function (GO): serine-type endopeptidase activity
Source: RefSeq, a predicted model, not a curated record